GUAGCUCGAGAGAGUCUCUCGGGAGGCUGGAUUAGCCACAAGUUGUGGUGAACCAUGGUAAAAUUCGGUGUGCCUUUUACUCUUCUCUUUACUUCUCUUUUAAUUCUUUAAUUCCUGCGAUUUCUCCGAUCAAACGCUAUUCACCCCCCCUCUAGCGUUGGUCUAUUAUUCUAACAAUUGGUAUCAGAGCCUAACUCGCGUCCAAACUUAACCGUUUGAGAGUAAAGCGAUCAUGGGUUCUUCUUCUAGAAAUCUCUAUGCAGGAAUUGGAGAAGGUCAGUCUACGUCUAGGCCACCACUCUUUGAUGAAUUUGAUGCCGAGGACAUCAAAAAGGUGGUGAACUACGCCAAGGCUAUCAAUAUGCUGUACUGUGCCGUCAAUCCUGAUGAUUAUCGCAAGAUUUCUUGCUGCACCACUGCAAAAGAAAUGUGGGUCAAACUGGAGGUCACAUAUAAAGGUACGGACCAAGUUCGGGAAGCCAAAAUUGACUUCCUAACACAGGAGUACGAGAUGUUCAGGAUGAAGGAAGGCGAAAAGAUCGAUGACAUGUUCGAUCGGUUCUCAAAGAUCAUCAACGACCUUCAUGCACUCAAGAGGACUUACACCAACAAGGAUCUUGUGAGAAAAAUCCUGCGAAGUCUCACACCCGAAUGGAGAUCAAAGGCAGAUGCAAUGUAUGAAUCCAUCGGAGUCUCAAAUGUCACCAUCGACGGGCUAAGAGGUAAUCUCAAAACUUAUGAAUCUACUAUUCUAACCCCGUCUUUGGAUGAACAAAAGAAGAAGGGAAUAGCACUGAAAGCAACCAAGGAGACCGUGGAAGAUGACUCAAGCGAUGAUGACAACGAGUUCGGACUCGUCAUCAAGAAGUUCCACAAAUUCAUGAAGAAAGAAUUUGAAAGGAAAGGAAGAAAGCACGACGGGCCCCCGAAGUGCUAUGGUUGUGGUGAGAUAGGCCACAUCAAGCCAAGCAAGGCCUAUAGAGUCUUCAAUAAACGUACCUUGACUAUUGAGGAGUCUCCUCACGUUGUAUUUUCCGAAGAUAACCCUCGCUUGGCGAGAAAGGAUAUUUGUGAUGAUCUUGCAGAUUCAUUAGAGAGAAUACACGUUGAUGACGAUGAGGAGAACACGGGAAUUUACACCAAGACACAGCCACAAACUGAGGAAAUACCUCAAGAAACUAACCAAGGUGAUGAUGAAAGACAAGAGGAAGAAGAAGAACAAGAGGAACACGAAGAAGAAGAAGCAACCGAGCUUCCUAUUGCAUGGAGAACAAACAAGAACCAUCCGCUUGACCAGGGAUGGUUCGAAGUGAAGAAUUCUGGAAAUCAGGGGAAACCAGCGAUGGGUGGGCCAUACCAUCGCUGGGAGGGAAGUUUCCUUUUUUUCAGAACCCCUCUUCCCAUCGAUGGCAAAUUACACUCUUUCCAUCACUUUUUCGUAAGAAACGCUGUCAUGGCCGGAGGAAAGUCCCAGAGCAAGGCCUCCAAGAAGAAGACCUCCGCCGAGGCUACGACCUCUGCGCCUCAACCCUUCCCAUACCUGGACGGCUCGUUUCUUGAGUUCGGGUCGGAAGAGGAACUCACUCGCUUCAUCACCCACUUUGCCAAGCGCCCCAUCUCUCCGCCAAGAGUGCUGCCCGAGAUGUACCCUCAACAAAAGGGGUACCACGACCUCGACAAUCAAAUCAAAGAGUCGGGUCUGUGGCCGUUCGUCUCCAAAAGCCGUCAGUCCUACAAUCCCGCCUACGUCCGGGCCUUCUACUCCAAUCUCCGCCGGGACGGGGACACUAUUCGCAGUAGCAUCAAUCUCUUGGAUUUAGAGAUUGAUUUGGCUACCUUCGCUCGGGUCGCAGGGCUGCCCACUCGCGGUGACGACAUCUCAACCUAUGGCGGCGAUGCUUGGAUCCUCAACAACGAGGCGGUGGUCAUCCGAGAGCUUGGAAUCACCAACCUCGUCCGUCACAGCGGCGCACCAACCAUUCACUCAGCCCCGCCGGAAAAAGGCCUUCUGCUCUACAUCCUCACCCGGAUUCUCCGCCCCCGGGACGGUAGCCACACGUGUCUCUUCAACGAGGAUCUCAAGGCCAUUCAUGCUAUCACCCAUGGCGCCUCGAUCAAUUGGGCGAAAUACGUCAUAAUUCACAUGGCGGACUACGCCUCCAUCACCAACGAGCGGAGCUUGCCAUACGCCUUCCUCGUCAUGGAUCUCAUCGGUGCCUCCGACAUCCACAUCGCCGGCCCGGAUACAAAGAUGACGAAGCUUUGGAUCAUCCAAGACAGCACCUUCCGGAAGAAGUCCACCGAUACCCUGAAUCGGCUAACCGUCACCGUGGAUGGCAUGGGCCAGUACCUGGAGAGGAUGGACUGGUCGAUACAACGCCAACGCCACAACAUGAGGGCGUACUUCCCCGGCAUCAACUACAUCCCGCCGCCCUUUGACAGCACCAUCCUCGGCCAAAACUUUGAAGGCGAGGACGAGGAGGAUGACUCCUAUGCUCCGUCCUCCUCCCCCGACGAGGCCGACUUUGAGGACGCCGUCGACGGGGAUCCCAUGGACGUCGAGGACGACGAAGAAGACGAUGACGCUGAGGACGAGGACGCCGCUGCCUAGACUCUUCCUUCUUUUCCUUUCUUACUAUGAUUGUAUUUCUUUAAUUUCCAUUCCGUUGUAUUCUGCAUUUCCCUUUUUAAAGAAAUAAAAGUUCACUUUUAAAAUCUAGAGUUUACUUUUAAUUCUUUUUGUUAAUGUCAAAAGUGGGAAGAUAUCUACGUUAUGCAUAAAUUGAGGGGGAAUUU
Cuscuta campestris is the source of this 2796-nucleotide messenger RNA. The record is from the annotation of a GenBank genome assembly. Lineage: Eukaryota; Viridiplantae; Streptophyta; Magnoliopsida; Solanales; Convolvulaceae.